UUGAGGUGGACAUCCACAAUGACAUCGUCCCGUGUGACACAACGUGCACUGAGGCCAACAUACAUUUGAGCAUUUACCAUGGCUUGGCGGGACGCGUUCGACUGGGAAAACUACUCGCUGCCGCUGGUGCUUCGCGUGGCCCAAACUCUCUUUGCGUUGAUUGCACUCCUGACGUCCACGGCACUCACCAGCGCCGCGGCGGGCGUCCUCGCGCUGAUUCUUAGCCUCGUGGUGACCCUCUACGGCGCAGUGUACUUUGCAGCCGUGUCCAAGAUGAACCUGGUAAAACUUCGGGCGACCACCAAGCUUGCAGCGGAGUGCAUCGUCGUGGCCGUGCUGCUGGCAGCCCUCGUGCUGGUCGCAUCCAGCCCCGCGGCAUUCAUCAUUAGCACCAGUGCCGCGACUGCGUGCUGCGUGUUCCUCGGGUUUGGUCUUGUCGUGCAAGUCGUGCUCGUGAAAAUCACCUACACGGACGAGUACUUGUACGAAAAGGAAGCCGCCGCCGACGUAGUCAGCACCCCCGCUGUCCACGACGACGUAUAAGCCGCCGUCGACGCAAUAUAACUUACUGUUAAUACUAUUUGGAUUCGUGUGUCAGCAA
This is a messenger RNA of Aphanomyces astaci, 601 nucleotides long. RefSeq lists its product as hypothetical. The record is from RefSeq and is a predicted model, not a curated record. Lineage: Eukaryota; Oomycota; Saprolegniomycetes; Saprolegniales; Verrucalvaceae. The coding region runs from base 79 to 543 and encodes 154 amino acids. The transcript has a single exon.